Messenger RNA from Trifolium pratense (red clover), 4124 nucleotides. RefSeq lists its product as uncharacterized. The record is from RefSeq and is a predicted model, not a curated record. The transcript has 2 exons. Bases 572 to 1498 code for a protein of 308 amino acids. Lineage: Eukaryota; Viridiplantae; Streptophyta; Magnoliopsida; Fabales; Fabaceae.
AAAUAUAAAAAAAAAGAAAAGCAGCAACAGCAACAGUGCUGCGCCUCCCUCCCCUGGUUUUCUGGAUUUCUACUUUCAACUUUUUCCAAAACAAGCUUUAAGUCUUCACCAUCUAAUACUCCAAACAAAAGGGCAAAUCACUUCAUCCCAUCUUUGAAUUUGCAAAACCAAAUUUUCUUCCAAAACCUCACUUUAAUCAAUUCAAACUCAAUUAAUCCAAUGGACAAAGAUUAUCACUUUGGUCUAUAAAUUGAGAGCAGAGUUCAGAGCAAAAGAGGACACAGAGAAACAGAGAGAAGAGAAAAAAUCAAAAUCUCAUUUUUUUUCAUCACUUUUCCAAAAUCCGAAAUUGACUCAAACACCCUCUAACCUUCACUUUUCUUCACCCAAAAGCAUCCAAACACUUUCAGUAGAUAAUAACCAUCGAAAAACGAAAGAAAACCGUCCAGAAAAGCCUACCCAAAACUCCAAAAUUGCCAAGAAAAAGGGGUUAACAAACCCACUGAUACAAAGCUCAAAACAAUCAUAUUCCCGACGCCGGUAUUGGACAAGAAACGUCACCAAGCAAAUCAUGGAAAAUUGGCAAGAACAACUUGACCCCCUAAGGAGUGAUAUGGACCAAAUGGCCGUCAAAUUGGACAGUGUCUUGGAGGUGUUAACCAAUCUCAACUUGCUUCCACAACAUGUGUUGGGACUGAAUGCUGCAGCAGUAAGGGCAAACUCAUCAAUGGAUCUUUCUUCGUCAAAUGUGAUAGGGCCUCCGGUCGGUUUACCAGUUGGGUGCACUUCUUCAAGAUACAUGCAUUUGUCUAAUGAUGGGCCUGUCGCCGCCCAAGUCAUCCAAGCGCCAAUGAGUACCAAUACUGAUUUCUUUGCUAGUCAGCCAAGAGCUCAUCAAGUUUUACCAAGGGUUGUCAUACCUCAAAAGAGUCAAGAAAAUCCAAAGAAUGUUUACCAGAAUUCAGGAAUGCCAAGUGUUGAUCCUGGGGCAAACAUUGUUAAUGCCCAUAUUGGGGAAACCCAUCAGAAGCUCAGGGAAAUAAUGGACAAGCUAAGCAAUGUCAGCAAAGUUCAAUUUUGCUCGUCAAUGCCUGUUCAUACCCCCUACUCCCAGCAACCUCAAGGGUACUCUCUUCCGAAGACAAUGCAAAUGCCUAUGAAUCCUACACCACAGCGGACUCAGAAGCAAGCUAGAAAGGUCUUCGAUCUAAUUCCUGUGCCAUAUAGUCAGCUUCUUCCAUAUCUAGUGCACACCGGAAUGGUAAUUCCUAGGGCUCUGAAACCGAUGACCCCGCCGUUCCCAGCUUGGUAUGAUGUUAAGGCUAAAUGUGAAUUCCAUGCCGGUACCAAAGGUCAUUCCACUGACAACUGUCGAGAAUUCAAAAAGAAAGUGCAAGAGCUUAUUGAUAAACAAUUGUUGACCUUCAAGCAAGACAGGCUAGAUGUGAAAGAUAGUCCAUUGCCGGAUUACGCUGGUUCAUCUGCAAAGGCCGUCUAAGAGUUUAAAGGUUAUCGACUAGUCAAACAAGAAUCAAGCUCAAGGACUGAUUAUCUUUAGACUGUUUUCAUUUUUGUAAUUUUCCUAUUUGCAAAGUUUGAUUUGUGCUUAAACUUAUUUAUUCGCAAUAGUAAUCAUAAUAAAAUGUGUAUGCAUGUUUCGAAUUAAUCUUUUCAUGUCCAUUCACUUUUCUCUCUUCUCCACAAAAGCAAAAAUAUAUAUUUCACUCAUUUCGUUUCUUUCAUUAUCAAAUCUGUUUGAACAAAGAUUGGAGGGAGGAUGAUGAAAAACGAAAUAACCAAAAUUGCUAUAGUAUGCUUUCGGAUAAAACUUUGCUGAUGAUGUAAGGCAUUGUUUCAAAUCCCCAAACACUGGAGAAAUAAGGAAGAUAAUCCGUAGUCACCCCUGUUGAGCCUAGAAGUUGGUGUUUCUUUUUUAUAUGAAAAAACCCGCAUUUUUAACCCGGGGCAGGGUAGUGUUCAGUUAAUUCGACCAUGCGUUCGAGUUUCAAGAGAAGAACAUCUCAUUCGAGGAUCAAUCACAUUUUCUACCUUGAACACAUCACACAAUGUCAAGGAAAUAAAAGAGAGUCAAAAAGAGAAUUUGUUUUCCUCAACCAUUGUCGAGGCAGUCACAAUUUCCAAACAAAAAGAGAAAAGCCCGCUAAGUCAAAACUCAAAUUGACUUAGGCAAAAGUUAGGGCAUCCCGGUGGACUAAAAACUCAAAAAUAGUCCAGGCAAAAAUUAGGGAUCAUAAACAAAAAAGAGAACAAAAAAGAGCGUCACCAAUGAUGUCGAAAUCAUGUGACCAAAAAGAAGGAAGUGACUCUCACGUCAUAGAACAUCGUUGACCUCUAAGCCAUCGUAUCCUCACCGUCGCGAUUCCAAAAUCUCUUGGAACUUGAGAGCAUAGUUUGAAUUAACUGAAUGUAGGACUGAAGAACAUCAUGGAGAAUGGGGUGGGUUAAAAUAAAAUUUUGAGCCUUAUAUCCUUUUAUUCAAAAAAACGUGAAUCAGGCCACGUUACAACCCUCAAAAGACCUAAUUGAAGCAAGGUUUAUUUUGAAAGCAUGCGGUAGCAAGGUUGCGUUAACCUGACUCCGAAGAUCUUUUGUUAAUCAUCAGUGUUGAUAUCAUACUCUCACACCUCUUACACAAAUAUUCAUCCAUUAUACAUCAAUUUCAUCUCAAUUUUGAUUUCAAAACUAGCAUAGACAUUGCAUUAGGAUUACUAUUUUGCAUAAACAGGUUUAUCUGUAAAUCAGCACUUAACAAUAAGGAAGUUUCAGCUAUGAACGGUCACCAAGUGAUCAGCAAGAAGUUCGGUCCAAUCUGGGGCAACUAUCUCGGGACUUCAUUUAACCAAGAGGCACGUUCCCUAGGAAGGCUAUUCAAUGUGGGGAAAGUGACCCAAAAUCACAUCAUGGCAAGCUACAUCAAAACCCAGGUGUUCAAAACCUAAUGAACUGGUUCAAGAUGUUCCUAAUUAGGGGCAAACCACCUUGGGAUCCUGACAAUCAAGAGUGAACCCUUGUGACUAGGGGCACCUGAAGAUCUCGUUGGUCCGACCAAAACAUUUCAAGAAUGGGGCAAUCAGGGUUGCACCUCCAAAACGCCAGUUUGAUCAAAGAGCAUACCUCCUAGAAAAGGGGCACCAAUAUCAGUGAAUUGGCUAAUCACUUCAAAGACGCAAUUGACUAGGGCAAGACAGGUUACACAGGGGCAACUCCUCCUCAUACCUUCAAGGCGGCCAAGCCAAAUUUAGCAUACAUCCGCAACUGUUGAGUCCGAAAUUGGCGUCGGGAUUAUGUUGACACAACAUCAGGCCACCUUUCCACAAAAAGCCUUGAACAUUCACCGGUUCUAAAACCAAUCCUCACCCACUACAGGGGCAUUCAUAGUAACAUACAAAUCAUCGCAUCAAUCAUCUUCAUGCAUUAAUCAUGUCAUUUCAUUCUAGCAAAUCGACAUCACACAUUAAUCAUGUCAUCUCAUUCAUCUGGUACGCCCCAUACCACAAACUCAAUAACCUCGAGACUAGACAGUAAAUCAAAUAUCCUCAAGCAAAAGUUCAAUCGUUAUUGGCACCAACUCAAAGCCCAAUCGUUAUUGGCACCCACUCAAAAGUCCAAUCGUCAUUGGCACCCCCAAAAAUCCAAUUGUUAUUGGUACCCAGCUAAGUCCAAUCGUUAUUGGCACCCACCCAAAAUCCAAUUGUUAUUGGUACCCAGCAAAAGUCCAAUCGUCAUUGGCACACCCAAAGCCCAAUUGUUAUUGGCACCCACUCAAAAUUUCAAUCGUCAUUAGCACACCCAAAGCCCAAUCGUUAUUGGCACCCACUCAAAAGUCCAAUCGUCAUUGGCACACCCAAAAUCCAAUCGUUAUUGGUACCCUCAAAAGUCCAAUCGUUAUUGGCACCAACUCAAAGCCCAAUCGUUAUUGGCACCCACUCAAAAGUCCAAUCGUCAUUGGCACACCCAAAAUCCAAUCGUUAUUGGUACCCUCAAAAGUCCAACCGUUAUUGGCACCAACUCAAAAUCCAAUCGUUAUUGGUACCCUCAAAAGUCCAAUUGUUAUUGACACACACUCAAAAGUCCAAUUGUUAUUGGCACACCCUCAAAGCCCA